UCGAUUAAAUUCCCUUUCCGUUUGAUAAUCUAAUUACCCCAAAUAAUUCAAUUAUUUUAUUAUUCUUUUCUUAUUGAAAUUAUCUGUAAUGUUGUUCCGGUUUCCGGUGAAGCGAGGAUUUUCUGAUUUACUCGAUCGUGCACAAACAUGAGAGGAAUCUUGAACCCGAUUAAGUACUCACAUACCUACAAUCGAUUUGUUGUUACCAAUUAAAAAAGGCCAUAAACUAAAAAAGUGCCCAAAUAAACGGUCAAAGUUCAUGGUCAAGUAAUAUGGAAAUAUACAUAUAAUUAUGUGUCGUCCGUUUAUUGCCAAUCAUUGUACAUUUGACUCGGUUAUCGCGACAACGUGUAACAUGUUAAGGAAUCCGAAGCACCUCUACGGUCCUAAUGAAAACAAUAUACCUGCAAACUUGAAUCUCGGAGACUUCUUGGUGAAAGGACUUAAACAACACGGAGACAAAGUAGCAUUGAUAAAUGCCGUCACCGAGGAACAGAGAACCUUCAACGAGAUUGUUCAGGCGGCGGUCAAUCUCGCGGUCUCUCUUGUCCGCCUUGGUGUCAAGAAAGGAGACGUGGUGGGAGUAUGCGCGGAGAAUAGAUUAGAGAACUGGUCAAUUGUAAUGGCUGUUGCUAGUACUGGCGCUAUAGUAACUCCUAUUAGCAUUGGAUAUGUUAAAGACGAACUGAAACAUAUAUUGAAUAUAUCAAAGCCAAACUAUCUGUUCUGCUCAAAGCAAGCAUACCAAAUACAUGAAGGCGUCUUUAAGUCCCUGGCCUUUAUAAAGAAGACUAUAUUCAUUGAUGACGAUAGACCUAAAGGAGCAUUAUGUUAUAAAGACUUAGCGAUAGCGUCAACUGGUUCGUUAAUCAAAAAAAAUGUUAAUGUAGAAGAGUUUAUCGCCGUAGAAGUGGAUGGACGGAUAGACUCCGCAUUUAUAAUGUACUCGUCAGGCACAACUGGACUGCCGAAGGGUGUCAUGAUAAGUCAUGUUAAUGUAAUCGCUACUUGUUCUGUACCUGAAGUAUGUGAUCCGAAGUUGGUAGUCCUGAACAUAAGUCCUUGGUACCACGCCAUGGGCUUAAUGAUGAUGCUCGUGUACAUGGGCAACGGAGCGAAAACAGUUUUUCUACCGAAAUUCGAUAUUGAUGUUUAUUUGCAAUCUAUAGAAAAAUACAAGGCCAAUCAAUUAAUACUGGUGCCACCCGUGAUACUGGCAUUGACCAAAACAGAUAUCAAAUAUGACGUGAGCACAGUACAAGUGAUCCUUAGUGGAGCUGCUGUUUUACAAAAGGAUACAAUCGAUGCUGUUAAAAAAAAGUUUCCAAAUUUGAUAGACGUGUACCAAGGCUACGGAAUGACAGAGGCGACGGUGAUGAUAACAUUAAACUCACAUGUAAAUGGCAAAAAAUGUAAGCCGGGGAGCGUUGGAAAAGUUGUCAAUAAUACAAUAGUUAAGAUAGUUGACAUAGAUACGCGUGAACCGUUAGGACCAUACGAGACCGGUGAACUAUGUUUCAAAAGUCCUAUGGUAAUGAAAGGUUAUAUAGGAAAAGAUAGAAGUGCAGAUUUUGAUGAAGAAGGUUUCUAUAAGACUGGAGAUAUCGCAUAUUAUGAUGACGAGAAAUAUAUGUAUAUUGUAGAUCGACUCAAAGAAUUAGUCAAGUAUAAGGGUUUCCAGGUUCCUCCUGCAGAAAUAGAAACUGUGUUGAUGCAGCACCCGGGUAUACGUGACGUGGGCGUGGUGGGAUUACCGGACGAUGAUGCCGGGGAGUUGCCGCUCGCUUUCGUGGUCCCUCAAAUUGGUGCGAAUCCAACGGAAAAAGAGCUAAAGGACUUUGUCGCAGAAAGGUUAUCAAACCCGAAACAUCUUCGUGGCGGUGUACGAUUUGUUAAGGAAAUACCUAAAAACCCAAGCGGAAAAAUCUUAAGGAAGGUUCUACGUCAAAUGCUUAAAUAAAAAUAAAUAUUAUUUAAAUGCGAAAUAAAGAGUUAAACAGAUAUUUAUGAUGAACAUAAUUAUUAUACGGAAAUGUUUUAUAUACGAUUGCAUUAUA
This is a messenger RNA of Papilio polytes (common Mormon), 2057 nucleotides long. RefSeq names its product luciferin 4-monooxygenase-like. Gene Ontology annotation, biological process: fatty-acyl-CoA biosynthetic process; long-chain fatty acid metabolic process. The transcript is spliced from 10 exons. Gene Ontology annotation, molecular function: long-chain fatty acid-CoA ligase activity. Lineage: Eukaryota; Metazoa; Arthropoda; Insecta; Lepidoptera; Papilionidae. The record is from RefSeq and is a predicted model, not a curated record. The coding region runs from base 293 to 1960 and encodes 555 amino acids.